Molecule: messenger RNA, 423 nt
Organism: Meira miltonrushii
Lineage: Eukaryota; Fungi; Basidiomycota; Exobasidiomycetes; Exobasidiales; Brachybasidiaceae
Exons: 1
Coding region: 1-423 (140 amino acids)
Source: RefSeq, a predicted model, not a curated record
AUGCUCGACUUAUGUGUACAUGGUAUGCCUAUGCCCAAGCAAAAGAAGGCUGAAGCUAAUUCACCGCGAUAUAAAUUAAUGACAGUAGAUCAAGCCGAAUCCCAACAAAUAUCCGAGUUAGGCUUGGCUUCGACCGCAGCUACAAAUCACGUAUACCAUAGCAAAGAAAGAGACAGAUUGACUUGGAUUGAUCCUAUGAAACUAUAUCACAAAAACGAAGUGAAAAAAGAGCAUAAAACAUUUCUUUCACACGUCAAGAAUAUGAAACAAUUAAGUCUUGCCGACGUAACCGGGGCGGUAAAGUUAACGAAAAGUCCAAGUGGUAAGAAAGAUCUUUACACCGCUGUCACAAAAAAGGAAUACUAUCAACACAUGCCUAAAAGUCGCCCAGCUACUUCUCCAUCUAAACGGAAAAUGGUCUGA